CAUAUUCUAGGCUUCUACUACCACACAUCCUCCUCACAUCUCUCUGUUCCACCAACAAUGGCAGCAGCAACCGCCACCCUCACCGGCACCACCUUCCUCCGCUGUCAACAACCAACCACUUCCCUCUCCAUCUCCAACAAACCAUCAGCCCUUUUUGGGCUCAACAAGUACUCCACCUCCAAAAACCAUGGGGUGACCAUGAUGGCCACAUACAAAGUGACCCUCAUAACCCCAGAAGGAAAGACAGAGCUCCAGGUCCCAGAUGAUGUCUACAUUCUUGACCACUGUGAGGAAGAAGGAGUUGACUUGCCAUACUCAUGCAGGGCUGGCUCAUGCUCUUCAUGUGCUGGUAAGGUAGUAUCUGGCACCCUUGACCAAUCAGAUGGAAGCUUUCUUGAUGAUGACCAAAUUGAACAAGGUUGGGUGCUCACUUGUGUGGCUUAUCCAACUAGUGAUGUUGUCAUUGAGACCCACAAGGAGGAGGAGCUCACUGGUUAAUUUUUUUUUUUUGUUUAAUAUAUGAUGAUGGCCGGUGUUAUGAUUUUUAUUUAAUAAAAUUAUGGAUAUGGAUGUGUUUUAUGAGGAUAUAUAUAUAAUAUCAUACGUAUUAUGUAAUGUCAUGUCUUCAAACUUUAAUUGAAUUGCAAGUUUUGCUA
Messenger RNA from Erigeron canadensis, 656 nucleotides. Its product is annotated as ferredoxin-like. Gene Ontology annotation, cellular component: chloroplast. The record is from RefSeq and is a predicted model, not a curated record. Gene Ontology annotation, biological process: electron transport chain. Lineage: Eukaryota; Viridiplantae; Streptophyta; Magnoliopsida; Asterales; Asteraceae. Gene Ontology annotation, molecular function: 2 iron, 2 sulfur cluster binding; electron transfer activity. Bases 58 to 498 code for a protein of 146 amino acids. The transcript has a single exon.